Messenger RNA from Symbiodinium necroappetens, 2277 nucleotides. The record is from the annotation of a GenBank genome assembly. NCBI's taxonomy places the organism in Eukaryota, Dinophyceae, Suessiales, Symbiodiniaceae.
AUGAUCAGACAUUGCCACAGGGAAGCAAAGACUAACAUAAAAGAUGCAAAAAAGGGAGACAGCAAGACCAAAAGGUUAGCGUUGGAUGCAGUGAGAGAUUUCGAGAUCAAGAAGAAGGAAACACGCAUCGUCUACAAGGGCGAGGCGACUUUUAACACACAAGACCCAGAGACGGGUAACUCCAAGGAGCUCUACUCCAGUAAGAACAUCUCCGUCAAGGGUGUCGGUGUCCGUGGAGAAACCCAGACAACUAGGAUGAGCAAGAGAGCAACUUUUGGAACGCAUGCACAGCACGAUCAAGGGAUGAGCCUUGAGAAUGUGACAGCCAAGAAGUUACCGUUUGCCUUCGAGCUAUGUGACUGGUCCAAUUUGGAGAUGGGGCUUGCCAUGCCGUGCAAGACGUGCAACCAUGCGCCCAGCAGCCAUUCCCAUCAAACAUGUUUGAACGAGGAGGAGGAGUACACUGACACCAAGAUCGAUGAGCACAAGCGGGCCCAGUUCGAACAACUUACGAGCGAUGAAGAGAAGCAGCAAAUGGCUUUGAAGGAGACAGAAAAGAAGUUGGAGGGCUUGGAGCAGGAGACUGAGUAUCGGCUCAUGGAGCACGAGGCCAAGAAGGAGCGAUACUUGGACUUCAAGCGCGAGUUGGACGGCCUGCGCGCCAAGAACAAGGAGAUUAACGUCGAGCGCCAGAGAAGGCGUGAGGACUUCGAGCGUGAGUCUGUCGCCGAUGCGGUCCGCAAGAAGGACGACAAGAUCGAUCAGCUCAAUGCGGAGCGCCAGCGCAUGUGGGAGCUUCGAAGAGCAGCCCAGGCCGAGGCUUACAAGGCCAGAGAGCAGGUGAAGAACGAGAUCUUGAAGCAGCGGAUUCAGUCGAAGUUCGACUCCAAGAGCUUGGAGGACAAGUUGGGGAAUUUGAUGAGGAACGACCUCUUCAGUGCCAAGGUCCUACAGUCGAGCCAUUCAUUGCCUUCCCUGAGGCCUGACAGCCUUCCAGAGAAAAUGCCCGGCAUCGAGGUGCUUGGCGAUGAACCCUGGUUCUCGCACGUUCCGACUAGACGGUCCCUGCGUGAGCGGGUUGUAGCAGCGCAUGCAGCUCAGAAGAUCCUCGUGGCUGCCCCUGCCGACGAGAUAAAGAGAAUCUGCCCUGGUCCUGGUCGCAUACUUGGUGCUGGUGGCGUUCUGCGUCUCGGAGGUUCACUUCUGGGCGGCUACGGCGAGGCAGAUAUCAACUACGCGUACCGGCAGCUCUCACGUGCACUGCAUCCGGACAAGAAUCCGGACAUCGAAGAGGCCCACGAUGCCUUCAAGCGGCUCACCGAUGCCUCGGCUGAGCUCAAAGAAGGCUUGGAGGAGCAGAGAAACCUUUUGAGAGCCAUCUGCCUCACCAUGGGCACGGCAGUGACUCCCGAAAUGUUGGAGCGGCCGCAGGAGGCUCUCUUUGCAGAGGCAACCCGGAUGCUGCAUGCGGUGUUAGCGUUGACCGGCGAGGGAGAGGUUCCCGGGCCGGCCUUGACGCGUUCCCUCGCGUCCUUCACAGCCUCGACGACGUGGACGAAUAGCAGACCGCAGGUCCUUCUGGCCGAGUGGUUCGACAUGAACCGGCUCUUAGACUUGUUCGGCACUCCCCCACUGCGGACGGCCUACGACUGCGCUCCGAAACGUUACCGGGCGCAAUUCCUCUGCGCGAUGAACCGCGCAACCCUCGCGGAGGCUAAGAGGAACAAUGACUGUGUGCGUGGAAACUGGCAGACAGUAAUGAUGCAAUACCCCGAGAUCGGGCUUUGGCGUGACCUCCGUGAGAAGAUAAAGCUCCGCGUGUGGACGCCCGAAGCCAAUGAGCCCGGCACGAAAACGCGGCGAGGCAGCAUGUGGGACGACGAGGAGGGUAAGCGCACAUCCACUUGGGCCACCUUGUGGCGAGAUAGGAUCCGAAACGUGCUCCCACGCGGUAUCGAUAGUUUCGUCGGAGCCGGUGACAAGGAGGUGCGGAUGAUGGCUGCGGCUCUUUGGAAGGACAUCACAGAGUGGGCCAAAGGCGAAGGAGACUGCGCUCGCCACCUGAAUCUCUUCACGGCGGAGCCCCCUGCGAACCCGGACGAGACGGCUGAGGCACCGGAGGAGUGGGCCUUCGUUCCGGCCGCCGACAUCUUCCUCGUUGUUGGCGAGGGCAUCGUCGGUAUCACCGCAGAGGGCCUAGGUGCCGCAGAUGCCAAGCCCGGCCACGACAGGAUGACUUUCUCGGAGGCCAUGCAAGACAAGAAGCAAAAGUCCAAG